Colletotrichum graminicola M1.001 is the source of this 378-nucleotide messenger RNA. RefSeq lists its product as uncharacterized. NCBI's taxonomy places the organism in Eukaryota, Fungi, Ascomycota, Sordariomycetes, Glomerellales, Glomerellaceae. The record is from RefSeq and is a predicted model, not a curated record. The transcript is spliced from 2 exons. Bases 1 to 378 code for a protein of 125 amino acids.
AUGAGCAUUACAUGCGUGCCUCUGCAAGUACUACCGGGCCAGCCUGCAACAGAUUUCCACUACGAACAUAUACCGGAUAACCUGACUUGCUGUGGUCCCUUGACGAUCCCUUACCCCCAGCUUCAGGAGCAAGACCCUCAACUGGAUUCUUGGCUGCUUCAAAGACGCACGGUAUUAGUGAAUCUUGGCAGUCAUAUCAAGCUGAGUGUGCAAAACGCUAUUCAUCUUGCAAAAGCGCUCCAAGUGACCCUGGAGCGCCACUCCGAUGCCCAGGUGUUGUGGAAGCUCAACUGCACGGCGGAAGGAUUGUCAGAAGCGAGGGUCUACUUUACAGAACGAAAUAAACCAAGACAGAGCGCGCAUAAGCGCGGGGGCUAG